Molecule: messenger RNA, 1616 nt
Organism: Paramacrobiotus metropolitanus
Lineage: Eukaryota; Metazoa; Tardigrada; Eutardigrada; Parachela; Macrobiotidae
Exons: 9
Coding region: 154-1473 (439 amino acids)
Biological process (GO): cellular response to molecule of fungal origin
Molecular function (GO): (1->3)-beta-D-glucan binding
Source: RefSeq, a predicted model, not a curated record
UUGCAGUAUUUUCAAGGUAGAGAAGUUUAUUGAUGUUGGGAUCGUCCUAAAAUAACUUGAGGCCGGCUAUUCUGAGAUUUAUUAGCUAUUUGGUUUCCUGACCAGUUUUUAAGUGGAUGGUCGAAUUGUGACGGUGUUGCUAACUGUUUUGCCAUGGAGUUCAUCCUGGUUUUUAUUAUUGGCGUUGGUUUGGCCACGGCUGUUCCUGUCGGCAAUAGUAAUAACUCUCCCGGUCCUUGCGACGAUGGUUGGAUUCCCGGCGAUGAUGACAGAUGCUACUUUCUCGGUACAAGCACUGUGUCAUCAUGGGACGAUGCCCAGGCGAGAUGUUGGGCCAUGAUGUCGGAUUUGGCAGAAUUAUCAGACGCAUCCUUAGUGGAACUAAACAGCUUGUUCGUAUUCCUAAAAAGAAUGGCGCCUCAGAACGGGCAAACGAAAUUCUGGAUCGGGAGUGGCUUGACCAACCUGGAUCGAUCACAAGAGGUGCUUCUGAUGGACAACGGCCCAGCAACAUGUGACUACAUCGAUUUGAAGCAAGUCCUGGACCCGACACCUUUAUCCACAGAUUGUGGGACGAAAAACAUGGGAUAUCUGUGCAUGAAGAUGAGUAGGUCGGCCAGUACUUUGCCGGUACCGUUGAUGACCUUAAGCGAUGCCAUGGCACUGCGGACGCUGGGCGCUCCCACUUCGCCCAUGCCAACGACGGUUCCGGGAACGGUGACCUCGACUACGCCGGACGACGACGAUGAUGACGAUGCCGACCCUCUCAUCGUCAACAUUGGCAGUACAACCGAAGCCAGCGACGAUGAUGACGCUGAUGCAACGGAUUCCAGUGCCGACGACAUUGUGACCACCGACUCCAGCGACGAAGUGGAUGAUGAUGACGGUAACUCGGAGAAUGUCAAGGCGCUGGUGGGAUUAUCGUGCCCGGAUAACUGGUUCUUGAGUCCGCUGCAGAAUAAGUGCUACUUUAUUGCGCCACGCUUUGAGAGUGGAUCUUUUAUGUCGACCUGGAGAUACUGCCAAGGAGUGGGAGGACGGCUAGUGCAACCUACUACGUUGGAGGAAUUUAAUGUGGUGGAUAACAUAACGAGAACCCUGAAUAAUUGGACACAAGGACCAUGGAUCGCUGUUAUGCGACCAUUUGGCGACAUGCGUAUUAUUCUUGCAGACAGUGCUGAAUCGCCGAAGCAGCAGAAUUACACUACCGUCCUCCAGCAAAGCGCCGCCGGCGCCGGUAACACGAGCGUAUGCGGUGGAUACGGACCGGGUGCGGAUGCCCAGUUCCAGUUUUGGGAAUGCGAUAUGAUGGGGAAUCCUUUUUGUGAACGACCGGUAGAGAUGGAUUUUUAUCUACUGCGUAUGACGGACUACGGACGGGAAUACGACGUCACCAGCACUUCCGAGCCGGAUACAGAUGUCACGGAUACCGCCGUAACAACGGAUCAGCCAGACCCAACCGAUGAAAAAUAACUUAGAAAAACGAGAUUAUUAAAAGAUCAGCUGUUUUUUUGUCGAUACCUCCCGAGAUGGUUUAUGAAUGCGCUUACAAGUUUUUAUUAAUUUUUAUUGGGAAAUCAUUCUCAUUGGAUAUUAAACCGGGCACAAAGAACUGA